Molecule: messenger RNA, 2786 nt
Organism: Monopterus albus (swamp eel)
Lineage: Eukaryota; Metazoa; Chordata; Actinopteri; Synbranchiformes; Synbranchidae
Gene: scamp2l
Product: secretory carrier membrane protein 2, like
Exons: 9
Coding region: 138-1151 (337 amino acids)
Biological process (GO): protein transport
Cellular component (GO): trans-Golgi network membrane; recycling endosome membrane
Source: RefSeq, a predicted model, not a curated record
UAUUCACGUGACGCGGUCCACCUCGAGUUACGCAUGCGCAGAAGUCCAGUGUCGGCAGGUUGGCAAACAGGAGUAGCAGACACGGGAGACUGGAGGUGACGUUGUGUUAAUUUCGCACAAAAAUAACUUUUUCCGCAAUGUCGGAAUUUGACAGCAACCCAUUCGCCGACCCAGUGGACGUAAAUCCCUUCCAGGAUGCGUCCAUCACACAAGCUACCAGCAGAGCCACGGAGACCACAGGGGAGUUCAACCCAUUCUCUGCAAAUGAAAUGGGAAACCGGUCUGGCACGACAGUCCCUGCCUUCGCUGCCUCCACUCAACCCGCCAUACUACAGGCCUCUGUGGAGCAAACUCCACAAGCAACUGCAGCUGCUGGCCAUGCUAACCUGAUCAAACAGCAGGAAGAGCUUGAGAGAAAAGCAGCUGAGCUGGAGAAGAAGGAACAGGAGCUGCAGAACAGGAGUGCAAGCAGCGCAAACAGUGGAGCUAAAGAGAACAACUGGCCACCUCUUCCCACCUUCUUCCCUGUGAAACCAUGCUUCUAUCAGAACUUUGAGGAGGAAAUCCCUGAGGAGUACCGCAAGAUCUGCAAAAGAAUGUAUUACCUCUGGAUGUUCCACAGUGUCACACUCUUCUUCAACGUGCUGGCCUGCCUGGCUUAUUUCACUGCAGACGCUGCGUACGGUGUUGACUUCGGCCUCUCCAUCCUCUGGUUCAUCCUCUUCACCCCUGUGGCCUUCAUCUGCUGGUACAGGCCUGUCUACAAGGCGUUCAGGUCCGACAGCUCCUUCAGCUUCUUUUUUUUCUUCUUCGUCUUUUUCUUCCAAGUGGCAGUGUACAUUAUCCAAACUGUAGGGAUCCCCAAGUGGGGAAACAGUGGAUGGAUCGCAUCAAUUAGCAUGAUCAACAGGGACCUGGCUGUGGCUGUAGUUAUGAUGGUGGUGGCCGGUUUUUUCACUGUAAAUGCUGUCAUGGCUGUCAUCCUGCUAAAAAUGGUCCACUCGAAGUAUAGGAGGACAGGUGCCAGUUUCUCCAAGGCCCAACGGGAAUUUUCUCAAGGAGUCCUGACCAACCGCAACUUCCAGAAUGCUGCAGCCAGUGCUGCCACUUCUGCCGCCCAGGGAACCUUUGGCAGGGGACAGGAAAAUUAGACCAGUUACCGCAUCCUUGGUUUCUCAGGCUAGUCUUUUCUGACCAGCAUAUCACACUAGGCAUGUCCCAAUAUUCUCGAGUAGCUUUAGGGGCAGGUGGGUUUCUUAUCUAAUGAAAAUGACCAAAAAAAGUAACAUGACAAGGGAAAUGGUCUGCCUAGGGAGGUGUCCCCAUUCUCUACAUACAGUAUAUAAACCUUUAAAGACAGAAAACAAGCGUAUAGGUCUUACACAAGCAUGUAAUGACUUGCACAACUUGGUUGCUAUCGAAGUCUUUACUGGCCUGAUCAGUAUACAGCAUGUUCAAAAUCCAUGCUACCAAAAUUCAUUUUAUUCUGGAAAAUGUAGGAAAGUACAAACUGAGGUUGAAUUUUAUGACAAAUAGGAGGCGCUGUGUGCACGACAAAAAUAAAGUGGCAACAUCACAACAUCACUCCUGGAGUGCGUUUAAAUUAAUAGAAUAAAGAUGUAAAUGAGAAUCUGCGGUGCGCCACUGGACUGAGGGCUGGGAUUCAGUGGAAAGUGCAUUUAUUUAAAUCUUGUUGCCUAAGAUGCUGGUGAAAAGUAUUAGGAUUUUUCUAUCUCACUGUUAAUGUAGAAAUAAAAGACUGGGGCCUCAAAAAAUAAACACACUGCAUGUCGAGUUUGGAUUGUAGAAAACACACACUUGACAAGGAUGUUUUACCAUCAAUGAAUAAUGGAUCCACAUGUAUGUAUGCGUAUUUUUGUCCUUACAGCAGCAUGAAGAGCCUUAUACAGUAACCACUCAAUCAUUUUGUAUUAUUUUUAAUAUAUACAAAAAGUACUGAUAGUUUUGGAGUUACUUUCCACUGCCCUGUAAAAUGAGAUGCAUCCCGUUACAUGUUGCUGUUUAAUUCUAUUCACCAAGUUGUUUUCAUGUGCAUAGUACUGUAUACGAUAAGCUGAUUAAUGAAGGUUAUGGGAUGAAGAUUUUUCUUUCUUUUUGAUCAGCUUAUUGAUUUUAGAUGAAGUGAGAGAAAAAUCUCUUAGGGCAGAUUAAGACGAGGUUUAACUGGGAUGGCACAAUUUACUUCAUGUUGCAUAGUUAGAAAUAUGCAUUUUGUCAUAGUGUGGAGUCUUACUACAAUUAAAAUGAAAAAUGGUUCAGGUUUAUUAAUGUAAAGUUACUGACAGGAUAGAAUUUAGACAUUUACUACAUAAAGUUUAUUAGUGAGCAGAAAGAACAAUAUGGUAUGUUUUGAAUUUGUAAUCAAAUACUGUAGACAAUAAUCAUGUUACUGCAUAGUUAGAUGCUCACAUACUGUAGCUGCUCCUAUGGGUGGUGUUGCAUUUUCCCGUUUUUACGUGUGUGUGUGUGUGUUUGUACACACACCUGUGUAUAUAUUCUAAUCUUCAGUUAUGGACUCUGUUUCCUCAGGGCCUUUUUGCAGAUGUAAACUCAGCUACAAGCUUCUGAGUGGUGAUUUAAGCAGAAAAUUCAUGUUGGUUUGAUUUUGUUUAUCUUUGUGCAGAAAUUUCUUGUGAAGUUUCCCCCUGGUCAGUGUUUGUAGUAAGGUAUGUUGUGUGUAUAUAGUGGUUACUUAUUUAAAACAUUUGUUGGAAAUUGGUUCUUAGUCUUAAUAUUCAAUAAACUCGCAGCUUUUUCUGUUAAAA